UGUAGGUUACUUUCACUUUCACUUCAGCUGUCGCAGCCUCUGUGCGCUUUAGGAAAUGCGAACAGAAUUUGUGUAUUUCUGCUUUGAUUUCGUGUCCAACAUUGUGGAGCUCGUUUGAUCAGCAGUUCGGUGAGUAUAGCAGGACUCCGUGGCUUUCAGUAGUAAGUUUGCGUACUUCCCCCUCCGCGUUUAGACGUGCGUCAUCUUUUCCAACGCACUGCCCCAAAUUCCGCAGUAGAGACUCUUUGCUUAGUUUUCGACGGUCAUUACGGCCGUCCUCUUUCUGACACAUGCACACAGCAUACGGCGUCGUUCUCGGUUAAUCGACAUAGAAUUGCAUCGACUCGUUGUCCAGCUAUGUCCGUGGCUAUAGCAGACCAGUAUCAGCUCCAGGCCAUAAACCAGAUAGCAGAGUCUCUGAGCAGCUGUGAACGACGGAGCCUCCUGUACCUGUGCGGAAGUCUGGACUCCGAUUCUAGUGUGGCUUAUGUGAAGGAGAUCCUGAAAUCCAGAGUGCUGAGGCAGGAGAGGGGUCACCUGGUCCUGACUGAGCUCAUGUGCCAGCUGAGACGGUUUGAUAUUCUUAGAAAGGUGUUUCAGACCAGCAGGGAGGAGGUGGAGAGGACUGUCACAUACAGGCAGAGUCUGCCACAGUUCAGAGUAUUGAUGGCUGACAUAAGUGAAGAUUUGGCCACAGAUGAUCUGGAUAGUGUGAAGUUCUUGUUGAGCGGUAUAUUACCACGUGAAAAAGUUGAAAGAGCAAAGAAUUUCCUGGAUGUCAUCAUUGAACUAGAGAAGCUUGAUAAAGUUUCACCAGAGAGCGUGGACUUUGUAGAGGAAUGUUUAAUGAACAUUAGCAGGGUGGACCUGGCCAAAAAAGUGAAGAAGUACAAGAAUUCAGUUGCAUCUCCUGGACAACAGUCACCUCAGCUGCAGCUCUGCAGUAAUCCUUGUCCCGUCACCACACCGUACAGUUCCCAGUCUCCACGUCAGACAAGACCAGGACAGAUCAUCCACAGAGUUGCAUCUUCAGCACAGCAGUCACCUCAGCAGCAGCUCUUCAGCGCUCCUUGUCCUGCCACCACACCGUACAAUUCCCAGUCUCCACAUCAGACUAGACCAGGACAGAUGAUCCACAGAGCACCAGAAAAUCUAUGCGUGACUGCAUACAGAGAGCAGAGCUGUCAGAGUCAGGUGGACAGAUACAAGUUCAACUCUAAUCCCAGAGGAGUUUGUGUUAUCAUAGACUGUGUGGGAAAUGAUGGAGACAUGCUGGAACAGGCAUUCAAAGCUCUCCACUUCAGUGUCGUCCUCCAUAAGUGGCUGAGUGUGGACGCCACUCUCGCCGCUCUCAGAGAGACGUUCAGACACAGAGAGAGCCUUAAAGGUGAUGCCUUCAUCUGCUGCGUCAUUAGCCGGGGCACGGACAGCCAUCUCCUCGGCACAGACUCGUACGUCGUGGGUCUCAGCCUGGACAGCAUCAGGCGACUUUUCACGGCAGAGGCGUGCCCCAUGCUGGCCGGCAAGCCCAAACUCUUCUUCAUCCAGAGGUACAGCGUGCCUGAGUCUCAGCCCUGGGACAGGAUGCAGCACCAGGGUGAUGACCUGGAGACAGACGGGCUGUCCAGAGGUGAAGUCAUCCCUUCAGGUGCAGAUGUGUUCUGGAGUCACUGCUGGACAGAUGAGCGCCUGCUGGAGCAGGAAAACCAUCGCUCUGUCUACCUGAAGUCUCUGACUGAUGCCUUGCAAAGAAGCCAAAGGAGGAGAACAAACCUGCUUGAUGUUCACACUGAAAUGAACGGAGCCAUCUAUGAUCACAACAGGAGGAACCCAGAAGCAAAGUACCAUUUUGAACUGAAACACACUCUGCGGAAAGAUCUUUACUUACAUUAACUCUGAUUUCACCUUCAAUACUGACAGCUCCUUAUUUGACAGUCCAACACAUUUCCUGCCAGUUAAGAACAUUUUGAAUUGUGGAAACACUGACAUCUAGUGGAUGUGCUGACUAAAACACUCAUGCUUGUUUUCAUAGAUGUAGCCUCACAUAUUUAAGUGCUUGUUUAUAGUUUAAUAUUUAUGCCAGCAAAUGUGACUUAUUGUAUAAACUGAAGGAUGCAUUCCAGUGGUGCUUUUGCUCUCCAAGGUGCAGCUAAAACAGGUUAGGUGCAUGCGAUAAAAGUAAUUAGGCUUAAACGUGCAGAAAUGUGAAAAUAAUUAUAAAUGAAGAAAAUCUAUCUAUCUAUCUAUCUAUCUAUCUAUCUUUCUAUCAUUGAUAUUGUAAUAUGUUGUUAUUUUUGUCAUUAUUUCUCAUAUUAAUCUAUUUUAUUUUAUUUUUGAAAUUGUAAUAUACAGGGGAAAUUAUUCAUAUCUAAAUGUUUUGGUAUAUUAACUAUUAUCCAGUGUAUAAGCAGACUGUAGACCAGCGUUACUCAACCCUGCUCAGCCAAAAAGCCCAAUUAUUGAAUAAUACCUUUGCAAAAGCCACAAUCUAAGUGGUGAAAAGUGGAAAAUGGGUUAAAGUGGCAAUGAAAAAAAGUUAAGGGGGCAAAAUGGUCAAAAAGCAGACAAAAUAGGUGAAAAUGGGCAAAAUAAAAUGCCAAAUACCAGGUGACAAGUGACAAAAAUGGUGGAGAGAAAGUGACAAAAUUUGGAUGAGAAGUGACAAAAAAGAGCUGUACGUGGCAAAAAUGGUUCAAAAGUAGGCCUGUCAAAAUUAACGUGUUAAGGUGGAUUAAUCCAUCAUCUUGAUUAAUCUGAUUAAAAAUUUUAACGCAGUUAACCCAUCUACAGAGCAGAUUGACUCAAAAUCCCUGAAAACUUAGAGUACAUAAAGUAUUAUCCACAUUGCAGGAAGGAGUUUUCUUUUCACCGAAGCACUUCCACCUUAAAAUACCACAUUAAUGCGAAGCAUACAUUCAUCAGGGAUUGUGCGAGCACUUUGGCUAAUGCAUCGCCAAGCUUGCAAAAUGAAACGCGAUUAAUGUAGAUUAAAAAUGAAUGAUAUUUAAUCAUGAUUAAUCGAAAUUAAUCCACAGCAACCCUGUGAUUAAUCUGAUUAAAAAAUUUUAUUGUUUGACAGCA
Cheilinus undulatus (humphead wrasse) is the source of this 3081-nucleotide messenger RNA. Its product is annotated as CASP8 and FADD-like apoptosis regulator. The record is from RefSeq and is a predicted model, not a curated record. Gene Ontology annotation, biological process: negative regulation of extrinsic apoptotic signaling pathway via death domain receptors; proteolysis. Gene Ontology annotation, molecular function: cysteine-type endopeptidase activity; protein binding. Bases 358 to 1893 code for a protein of 511 amino acids. Lineage: Eukaryota; Metazoa; Chordata; Actinopteri; Labriformes; Labridae. The transcript is spliced from 11 exons.